UAGACUUGACGCAUGCAAAUCGAAACUAAAAGUAAGUUAAUUUCACCGAAAUCGAAAGUAUUGCCCAACUGCAGAAAGCGCGCAGACUGCACGUAAUAUAUAACCCCGCGAAUCGCUCGACAAAGGCAGCCGGGAUGUUCGAUAUUCUUUCUACAUUUCUGACUGUACGAAUUUUAUUUGCAGUUCUGAAAUCCGGAAUGGCUAGCGACGCAACGCCGACGGCUUCCAAUACCCUCGAGAAGCAGGCGAUGGUACAGACGAUAGCGGCCAUAGAGCUGUAUCAUGCACAACGCGAGGUGGCCAACUAUCUGGAGCUGGCCUAUCUGAACCUGGCGGAUCACCCUGAUGUCGCCAGAGAGGUUCGGAUGACGGCACAUGAGGCGCGGUCACAGCACCUGCUGACGUCGGGCUUGAUGAAAAAGCUCACAGUGACUGCUGGUCACAUAAUCAAGACCAUGAUUCCGAUGAUUUUAGACGCCGUAGAUUUACAGGAUCGAGAUAUCAUUAUUGACGCAUUUGGUCAGAUUAUCCAAAAUGCUGAGUCCAUGAAGAAGGAAUCAGAAGACACGAGGUCGAGCUACCUAACUCUCCAAACAGAGGUACAAAGGAAUAUGGCAUCCGUUAAUGACAGAAACAAACAUGUCGUCAAAGAAAGCGAGCGGCUCAAGCUAGAAAUGGAACGACAAGAACAGAUGGCCAGGGCUGCAUCACUGGCUCAGAAAGAACUUGAAGAAGAAAAGAAAAGGAUGGAAGAAGACUUAGAAACCUUGAAAGGACAGAGAGAUCGAAUGUUUCAAGUUGCAGAGGGUGCAGGUCGCGAUAUGUCAGUGGAUGACGACACAACUUUUCUGGGCGACAGCAUUCGCCCAAGCGCUGCAAUGGGCGGUGGCUUCGGAGUCGUGUUAGAGGUUGUCGGGAAGGCAGUAAACUUUUUCACUAGCAUGUUUAAAGGAGACAAGAAGAAAGACAGGUACAAAGAGCUAAUGAAGGGAUACCAAGCGGCAGAAGACAACGUGCACAGGGCACAGCAAGAACGCCGUGGUGUCGUAGAACGUAUGCAUGCGCAAAGGAAAGAAGCGCAUCAGCGUCUGGCAAAAAUGAAAGAAAUCAGCAUGCAUCAUGCUGGUCUUGGAAAUGUCGAAAGUCUCAGGGAGGCCUCGCUACAUCUCGGGGACGUUGACCGUCAGUUCACGAGGAUCAUUCAGUUCUGGGAGAACAUGGCUGCUACCCUUAAGUACUUGAAAGAGGAUGUAAGGUCCGGGGAAGUUUACUUGAAGAAAAUUGAAGACGAGAGAUACUCACAACGGUUCAAAAAUUCCAUCAGUAGGGCCGAAAAGGACUGGCAGUUCUUUGGCAAGAUAUGCAGCGACUACGUCCAGGAAAGUGACACUGAAAUCAUGCACUUGUACAACUUCCUGUCAUCGCCUAUCGAUCACAUGUCUAAUGCCGACAGAACAGCGAGGCAGACGGCUCUGAUAUGCUCUAUAGAGGCGGACAUCGACUCGGCGUUUGGGGAGGAACAUUAACGUUAUUUUCUUACCGUUGACCUAUCGAUUGUUUUGAAAAUUGUUUGCUUAUUUAAAAAAAACAAUUGGUAAUCAUGAUCGUACAUGAACACUUUUCAUUAUCUGUUUAGUAGUAUCGAAUGUUUUUAUUUCGUUGUUAUAUAAGGUUUAAGUGUGGUGAUUAUGAUGUCAAACAUGCCAUAUCAUUAUUUUUUUUAGUUGGUCGCAUAGCGACCAGCUAAUGUUGUUACUCAAAAUUUCAAGUCGGUUAGGCUUAUCUACGGAGAGCCUACUACCUGCCACAUCCGCGCGAGAAAGAGUUGUAUAAUUUAUUCAACAGGUUUGAGUUCUCCAACUAUAUUCAUUCACAAAUGGAAACAUUAUAUGAAUAUCGUAUUAAAUGUAAUAGUUUCGAACGGAGCUUAUACAGAAAAGAAUCGAUAAACAAUGAUUGUAUUACACAUGUCGCGGAAGAGAUAGUUUAUGAAUGAAUAUUAAAAAAGUCCACUUUCUGCUGCGUCUUCAUGACGUAGUAAUUUUGCUCAGCCCAUUCAUAAUCUGAUGCUAUUAAUAGAUGCGGCUGCUGAUAAAUAAGGGUGGGUCCAAUUGCACGGGUGAUAACAACGCAAUAGUAUAAGGUUACGCUUAUUAAUCUGAGGCUAUUUAGAGAUUCGGGAAAACAACGCAAUUGUAUAAGGUUACGCUUGUUUAUAUUCUCAAUUUAUAAAACGUUGAACAUGAGUUGAACAAUAACAUCAGGGAUACGAUAGACAACAACAAAAAUGCUUCAUAAACGCUAAAAUCGAAUAUAACAAACAAUUAAAUAUAACACGAAUGAUCUGUUUCGUAACUUCGUUCAUGCUUCUACAGCGGGGAUUUCUGGGAUCUUUUUGUUCUCAACAGAUAGCGGCGAUCUUUUGUAUUUACGGGUGCUAACAACGCAAUAGUAGAAGGUUAAGCUUGUUUAUAUUCACACUUCUCAAUUUAUAAAACGUUGGACAUGAGUUCACCAAUUACUACAGGUAAACUAUAGACAACCUCAAAAAUGCUUUAUAAUCGCUAAAACCGAAAACGACUAAAUAGAACAAGAAAUAUCUUUGUAAAAUGUAGUCGGCGUAAACGCUGACUUUGAAAUAAAGUUUGCAAUUUACUUUUCUAAAUAAAUAAAUAAAAUGAAAACAAAAGUUAA
Dreissena polymorpha is the source of this 2694-nucleotide messenger RNA. RefSeq lists its product as uncharacterized. NCBI's taxonomy places the organism in Eukaryota, Metazoa, Mollusca, Bivalvia, Myida, Dreissenidae. Bases 135 to 1526 code for a protein of 463 amino acids. The record is from RefSeq and is a predicted model, not a curated record. The transcript has 9 exons.